Molecule: messenger RNA, 1737 nt
Organism: Penicillium argentinense
Lineage: Eukaryota; Fungi; Ascomycota; Eurotiomycetes; Eurotiales; Aspergillaceae
Product: transcription factor domain-containing protein
Exons: 5
Coding region: 1-1737 (578 amino acids)
Biological process (GO): regulation of DNA-templated transcription
Cellular component (GO): nucleus
Molecular function (GO): transcription cis-regulatory region binding; DNA-binding transcription factor activity, RNA polymerase II-specific; zinc ion binding
Source: RefSeq, a predicted model, not a curated record
AUGGACACCAAUCACGUCCCAAGUGGGACUCCUGCACCCUAUGGCCGGGCUUGUCUAAACUGCACUCGUGCCAAAAGCAAAUGUAUUCUUUUGUCCAAUGGAAACGGCUGUGAGAGAUGUCAGCGCUUGAAGAAAGACUGCAGACCAUCGCCAUCAGUACGCAAGCGAAAUGGCCGUUCCUCAGCGUCUAGAACGGCACAGCUCGAGGCCAAGCUCGAUAAUAUUGUGUCGCUACUUCAGGCUAAUGGUGGAGCACCUGGUCUCCCAGCAGACUGGGAGAAUGCCACCACAAUUAAUACGGCCAGACCAAAUAUUCUUCCAUGCCAGGCGACAAAUUUGAAUUCUACUCCGCCCGGUAUCCCAUCGCCAGUGCCAUCGGCGCCAGGGGACAGCCCACUUGUCGAAUUCUGGAAGUCGCUUCGAAUUUCGCCCGAAGAAGCCGAGAAGACCAUUCGGAAUUUCCGUACUAAUAACAUGCGGUAUAUCCCUUUCAUUCAUAUACCGCCCAACGUCACCUCACAACAGCUUCGCACUGAGAAGCCGUUUGUUUGGAUGUGUAUUAUGGCAGUGUUGACCCCCGGGAUCGACCAAAGAGACAUUCUGUUCAGCCGGAUAACCGAUAUCAUUCAUCAAAAAAUCCUCGUGGACGUCGCCCCAAGUAUGGAUUUGUUACUUGGACUUAUGAUUUUCGUAUCAUGGACAACUUAUACACGAAGACCAUUCUUGAAUUUCUAUUCUCAUAUGGUCAUGGGUCUUGUCUGCGACCUAGGCAUCAAUCAAGCCGUGCCCAAGGAACUGUCCACAAUGCAAGCAUUCAAAUGCGCCGUGGGCUGGAAACAGCACGUAUCUACAUCUAGAACCAUCGAAGAGCGAAGAGCCGUGCUCGGGUGCUUUUUGCUCACAUCAUGUGUUGCCUUAACAAUGUUUAGGGUCGACGCGUUGAGGUGGACCCCACACAUGGAGGAAAGCCUUACCAUAUUGAUGGAAGCCAAAGAGUGUCCGGACGAUGAGCUUCUGGUAACUCUUGUCAAAAUUCAGUUGGUGAUGGACAAAGUAUAUCACCUUCGAAGAGACGGAGACAACCAAGCACCUUCUUUGAUGUACACAAAAUCAAUCCAAGCCCAGCUGGAGUCUGUGAAGAACCAAACUCCUCCACAUUUGAAAGAAGACAGGAGCGUCUUGUUGCACUAUUAUACCGCAGAAAUCAUCAUCCAUGAAGCAGCCCUUCGAGACACACCAUCAGUAACUUCGCCGGAGCUCCAUCGCCUCGAAAGCCUCUGCGCGUGCCUUCAGGCGGCGAAAAGCUGGUUCGAUACUUGGCUUCCUAUACCAGGAGAGCUAUAUCUAGGAAUACCGUUCACGAUGUACUUCCAAUUUUCUCGGGCUCUUGUCACCUUGUACAAGCUCUCGACGUUAGACGAUCCAGCAUGGGACAGGAACAUGGUUCGAAACACUGCGAAUAUCCUCGAGAUUCUUGACCGAAUAGCGUACAACAUGAAAAUAUGUGCCAGCUCGUUCGAUGUAUCGGCGCCGGAGUGGAACAUUUUUGAUAAAGGCAUGAAAAUGACUCAGUCGAUCAAGCAGGGCUGGGAGCCACAGCUCAUGGAGAUCUGGUACCCGAAUGUACCACCGAGUGGAAUUGAGAGCGACUUCGUCACACCAAGUUCAACUAUGCCUGAUUUUCCGAUUAAUGGUUUUGACGAUGCGUGGAUGAUGGAAGUAUUUGGGUCGAUGUGA